GGCGGCGGUUCUCCGGGGUGGGCCGGCCGCCCUGUCCCCACCUCCCUUUCCUUCCCCUCCUCUUGAGUGAUUCUGGUUGUGCGCUUCCCACUUCCGCCCCCUCUGCCUGCCUUAGGAACUAGCAAAGCCGAACUAGCUGCUGCCGCGGAACAGCCGGCGCUCGCCUGCGUCCUCCUCUUCCCCCCCUGCCCCCGCCGCCCGAGGCCUAGGACCGCCGAGCCCCCAGCCCACGCCGCGGCCGACAUGAGCUUCUUGUUUGGUAGUCGCUCUUCUAAAACUUUUAAACCAAAGAAGAACAUUCCAGAAGGUUCUCACCAGUAUGAGCUUUUAAAGCAUGCAGAAGCUACACUUGGCAGUGGCAACCUGCGGAUGGCUGUCAUGCUUCCUGAGGGGGAAGAUCUCAAUGAGUGGGUUGCAGUGAACACUGUGGAUUUCUUCAAUCAGAUCAACAUGCUUUAUGGAACAAUCACAGAUUUCUGUACAGAGGAAAGUUGUCCAGUGAUGUCAGCUGGUCCAAAAUAUGAAUAUCAUUGGGCAGAUGGAACAAACAUAAAGAAGCCUAUUAAGUGCUCUGCACCAAAGUAUAUUGAUUACCUGAUGACUUGGGUUCAGGACCAGUUGGAUGAUGAGAUGUUAUUUCCAUCAAAAAUUGGUGUCCCAUUCCCAAAGAAUUUCAUGUCUGUGGCAAAAACUAUACUCAAACGCCUCUUUCGGGUUUAUGCUCAUAUUUAUCAUCAGCAUUUUGACCCUGUGAUCCAGCUUCAGGAGGAAGCACAUCUCAAUACAUCUUUCAAGCACUUUAUUUUUUUCGUUCAGGAAUUCAACCUUAUUGAUAGAAGAGAACUUGCACCACUCCAAGAACUGAUUGAAAAACUCACCUCAAAAGACAGAUAAAAGGAUGCAGAGCUGUGCAAAUUGUUCCUCACAUGAAGCUGUGUGGAGUGCAUUUGUAUUUUGUAUUUUAUUUUUAUCUCAGUUGUUUUUGUCUUAGUUUUGGGGGACUUGUUUGGGUUCCUUUUUCUUUAUCCUGAAUAAAUGAAACCAUGUUCUGUUGCUAGAGGAAACCAAGAACCAUUCUCUAUACAUUUGAUGGGGUAAAUUUUGUCUUAGUGGCAUAUAGUAUUUUUUUUAAACUUGGUUUUGAUUACCUAUAAAUUUUUGAUAUAUUGUGUGUUGAAAGAAAAUCCUUAUUGAUUGGACUACUGAUGGAUGGGAGUUCUAUGUUGGGUAAAUUGUGGCCGAUUUUCUAAGUCCCCAAAAGAUGUAUGUUUUUAAGUGCCUUGGCAGGCUCACUCCUGAAGUGUGAAACACAGACAUAGAACUGAGUAGGGCUUGAAACAAUAUUAGGAUUAUUACCCAGGGCACUUACUGAUGCAUGUUUUAGUAUAUCUAUGAUAAAAGCCAUACUACCUAAAGUCAUGAUCUCCAGCUUUUACUACAUUGAAGAAACACAGUUUGUAAAGGUAUGCAUGUAGAACAACAAAACUAGUAUUUCUUAAUUAUUUUUUAUAUUGAUGGUAAUUCUGUUCAACAAAUGCUUAAAAUUCUUCAAGCAGGUCUUUUUCCAUCUCUUGAUAUUUGUGAUAUUGAUACUUUAGGAUGUUAAAGUAUAUUAUCUAUUGCAUUUUGGCUUAUUUCUACAUGUUAACUGUGUUGUUAUGUGUAAAAAUUUGGGUUGUAUAUAGGUCUGCCGUCUUCAGAGGUGAUGCUGAACUGUGAGGUUUCUUAGCAAUUGCCAAAUGAGCCAUAAGUCUGCAGAAUCCCCUUCUACUUCUGAAGAGUUGGGAAAAAUAGUGUUUGUUUUGGGGGGGAGUGGUUAGUUUGUACAGGAGUUAGGGAUGUAAUUAAGUAUGGGGAGUCAUGUUAAAGAAAGUCCUAUCUUAAAAUCUUUGAAUAGAAUGGCAUGAAGAUUUUAAUCAAUUUCUUUUAAACAAAGUCUUAGAAACUUAUUUUAGGAAUUAACUUCCAUGAGAAGUAAAAAUAAAUAAUUAAUUUUAGAUAUAGACAUCAAACAUGCAAUUUAAGGACUGUUUGGGAAAUAGAUCACUUUCUAGCAUUUCCAUUCAGUGAAUGGAGCUGAUGUUUGCCUCUCAUUUUAAAAUGAUGCAGUACCUUCUUUGCUUACCAUAGGCCCAAUGUGAAGCACUCUGACUUCUGAUUUUUCUACUGUGAAAGUAAAUCUUUUUCUUUGCAUUGUUAGUAGCAACAAAAGUAUUAAUUCAGUAGUUACUUUUAAUUUGCUAUGACUUUCUAGUGAAUUAUUCUCAUAAGUAAAAAAUUCAGAAACUUAGCUUUCAAAGUAAAUAUUAAAAUUUUUCACUUAAGUUUUAUGCUUGACAAAUAUCCUUUUCAGGGUUCUAGUUUUAAUUUUGUCAUUUUUGGUAAAGCUGUGUCAUUCAAUUAGAAAUAAUAUAUUCUUCCUUCAGUUAGAAAUAUAUACCUUUUUGUAGAAUAGAAAUCUUACUAUGAAACUGUAUUGACUAGAAACACUUAGUAGAAAAUAAUCUAAAGUGAAAUCCAUUUGUUUUUGCUGUUAACAAGUAGAGCAGUGAUACAAUAUAAUGCCAUUACAAUUAGUGUCACCAGGAGCUGCCUUUUUCCCCAUUUCAUUUCUAGCAGUCAUUCUCCAAGUACCAACAGAAGAAGGAACAGGAGAGCCUGGCGGAGGCAAAUGUAUUUGACAUUCAUUGGUAAUGCUUAUUUAUAAACUGCAGGGGGAACUAGCCGAUUUUCUAAAACAAGUAUUUUAGUAUCCAGAAAGGUAAUGUCAGCCUCUAUGAGUUGAUUCAGAAGUAAAAUUUGGCAUCAAGUGAUUUUGGGUCCUAUUUAUUUAGGAAAAUGAAACACGUGAUUACUCAGUAGUUUUCCAAAAUGCAUUUGACUUCAUAUCAACCUAGUAACAAAGGGGUUGCAAUAGCCAAGUGUAGAGAGAAUAGUAAAAAAUUGUUCUUGCUCUUUAAAGUCUUAUACAGUAGUACACUGUAAAAAUGGAAAAGUUACUGUAAAAUAAUGUUUAGUAGUAGGGUCUACUUUCCCAUCGUAGUAUAGGAGUUUGUUGUCACUGUGCCAGAAUCUCAGGUGCCUGCUUCUGAAUAUUCCUUUUGGAAGUAAGGAGAUAAUGUAUGUGUAUAUAUGGUCACAAAGUAGAGAAGUUCUCCCAGGAAGAGAGUCCUGGCAUUGUACAUGGUGUUACAUGGCUACAAGGAAACACUCACCAAAGCCUGUGAGAAACAACUGAUUUAAUAAUAAGUUGCUUUGAUUCGGUUGGUUCCCAUGAGCAUUAAUGAGAUGCUGUUUGUAAAAUAAGAAUUGAAUCUUGGUUUUGCAGCAGAGUUUGCUUAUAAAUGUCUGUUGGAUUCUCUUCAGGUCUCUUAAUUUAUAAAUAAGCAAGAUAAUGAUUUUCUCCCUUGGCUCUUUAUACAGAGAUACAAAGCAGAAGUUGGUUUUUGCAUCUGCUGAUAAAAGCAUAAAAUAUAAGGUUGUAAGUUAAUAUAUUAUUUUGAUCACAAUGCUUUGGGUAAGUGUAGAUAUGAAGUGAGUUUUAGGAAUUAUUUUAAAUGAUGGAGUAGUGGUGUUGGAGAGAAAUUAGUAACAGAGUGGAAAUCUUUUAGUUAGCAGUAGGUGCCGCCACUGGCUUUUAUUUGAUGACUUGAUUAUUCUGCUGCCCAUAAAAACCAUGGCAUCAGACUGCACUCAGACAUAACCCUGUGUUAGCUAGAGAGGCUCUGGAGGUCAGUUUACCUCAAAUUGAAAGACUCCAGAUUGUAAUCUCUUCUACCUUUGUCAUUCGUGAAUUCUAAAUGGUCAGCAUAAAAUGUAUUAGGUAAAAGAAUAUGUGUUUGUUCAGUGUAUAAUAUAUCACACUGAGUUACUGCCUGGUUUAUCAGUAAUGAUGAUAAAGUACUACAAUCUCUUAUAUUCAGAAAAUGCAGAUUAUGUGGAUAGUUAUAUUUUACAUGUAAUCACGAGGCUCCAUUUGAUGUAUUAGCAUUUUCCUUGCUUAUGGGAAAAUAGCAAAAUGACAGCUUUUAUACCUUUGUCUACACCCUCUCUGAGAGAGGUUUUGAUAACCACUGAAAUGGUAAAAAUUGUGAGAUACAAUUAUUAAGUUAUAGAACUUUCUUUUAAAUAUGUCAUGCCUUAAACAUCCAAAUGAGAGUUGAUCUUCAAAGUGGUUCCUUUGGGAGCACUAUGUAUUCCAGCUAUACUACAAAGGUGUAAUGUUUUUGGAAUGCUUUCAGAGAUGCCUUGAGAAUUGCUUUACUACUAUGCAAGAAAAUCUGUUUCAUCAUUUUAGUUGCACCAGAAAUUUUUGGCAGCUUCAAAUGACCUAUCUCAUUUUCCAAACCAACUCUACUGGUUUUUUUAGAACUAAUCCAUAAGGGAAAUUCAAAAAGAAUAUGCCAUAGGCUCUGAAUUUGCAGAAGAGAACGUUUUGAGCAUUAGUAGCAUCAUUUCAUAAAGGAAUAGUUUCCUGAUGUCACUACUUUGAAGUACACAGUAUUAUCAUUUGGGUGUAUAGGGUUUUUUAAAAAUUUAAUUACCUUACAGUUCAAUAUAACAAAAAAAAUCAGUCUUUCUCAUUUUCUAUAUUUUGUUCCUUUCCUUGAUACCUCUUGAAUCUUUCUUGACUAGGAUAGUUUUGAUUGAAGGGAUAGUAAAAAAAAAGGUGGAUCCAAUAUGUAACAAAGAAGUAGCUUAAGGAAACAACAGCCUUUACCUCCAUCCUUUUUUUUUUUCUUUUUAACAUUUUUCACUCAACUGAACAGUUUGAAUUUAUAGACUGGAGAUCACUGUACAAAGAAAUUGAAAUAAAUUUUAUAUAAUAUGUUGAGUUUUAAGCCUACAUAUCACAGAUAGAAUGUUUAAAAUUGUGUAAUCAUUUCAUACAUCAUUUAUAACUUUAGAAUUUUGAAUGUCUCUUUAAAAGGUAUGGGACCAGUAGUAUAUUUGUAAUUUCAAAAUCUGACUGUAUACGAAGAGGAAAACUUAUUUUGAAAUUUAUCUGCCAUAUUAAAGACUAUACCAAUUCUUAGAAAUGCUAUUCUAGAUCUAUACUUCAAGGACUAAUCCUAAAAUAUCUAAAUAUCACAGUUUGUCAUAAUGUUAAGACUCACCAUAGGAAUUACUGUUGCUUAGCUAUCAGUUUAAUGGUAUAUGAGAUAAAUAUGUAGAGGUAAAGCUAUGUCAAGAUUUAACAGAAAAAUUUAAGGUAUAAGAACAAUUCUGACUGUAGACAAUUUGAAAUUUUAAGGCUUUGCUUUUGAGCUAAUCAUAGAGAAAAAUUGAUUUUGAAGGUAUAAAAUGUACCAUGUCUGCCAUUUGUAGCUAAACUGACAAAUGUUGCCAGAAGAAAUUACAGAUUAAAAUAUUGAGUACUCUCAGCUUUGCAAGUGUGACACCAAUUUUUUUUUCUGUCUAUAAUUCUAUACAGUAGAAAAUUUUGAAUGAUAGUUCUCAAAGAUAGUGAAAUUGCUGGUCUUUUCCAGCUGUAUGUUUACUUGUCAUCUCCUUCUCCUUGGAGGUAAACUUCUUCCUUAUUGCUAUUGACUUUCCAUUAUAUCCCCACCCCCCACCCUGCCCCCAAAGCACUUGGACAACAGAACAGGUUGUACAGGUCCUCAUUUUUAGUGGUACUUGCUGUCAGUACAUAUGUUUCAGCUGAACUAUUGGAAAAUACAAUUUCAUAUGCUUUUUUGGUUUGUUUGACAGCUUUCUUUAAAUUAUUAUGUCACUGAAGCUGAAAGUGAUAUAAAUGUAUAAAUUAAUGAUAUAAAUUAAAAAUUUUUGUUAAUAUUUAAUUUUUCUCAUUAAAAUACUAUAUGUGAGUUUUACUGGUUUGCAUGUUUUCAUUUUUAUUUUGUUUUUGAAAUAAUUAUACAGGUUGUAAAAUACAUUAGUACAUUUUCAAUUUAAGAACACAUAACUAUUUUUAAAGGAAAUAGUUUUUUAUAGCCAUUAAAUUGUAUUUGUUAUUUUUGUACAUGCAUAAUAACUAGGGUGGUUCAGGGCACUAAUCUUGUGGGGAACACUUAACUUUUGUUUUAUUUGAACUUUUCCUAUACAUUAUUACUUAAAAUUAUCCAAUAAUAGCAUCAUGAAAUCUAGGUGGAGAGAGAAUACAAUAAACAUGAGAACACUUAAAGAUUGAAUAGCAAUCAUUUCUGAGGACAAAAGCAGAAUACUGCCAGUGCGCUGUAAUAGAAGCACAGGGGCAGCACUCACACUGUGCAAGCAUUGCAGAAAAUGUGAAAAGACAGGGAUCCUGCUGUCAUGGAGACAGUUUCUCUCUGUAUUAAAGUAGCUAGAAGGGAAAAAAUGGUCUAAAAAUAUGAAAUGCAGUGUGGGCGCUAUAUUGUAAACUAUGAAGAUUACUCAAAUUGAAGUUAUUAAUCAAAGUUUACUUCAUUUUUAUUUUAAAAGAUACUGAAUGUCAGAAAAUCUGUAAUAUGUUUUAAUUGAGAGAUGUAAAUAAUGUAUAUAGACUUGUAUGUGAUGGGAUGGGAAAUAUUUAAAUUCUAGGUUUUUUUAAAGGAAGAAACAAAGUUUAUUAAAAAGAUAAAUAGUUAUAUUUGGCCAUGAA
This is a messenger RNA of Manis pentadactyla (Chinese pangolin), 6583 nucleotides long. RefSeq names its product MOB kinase activator 1B (gene MOB1B). The record is from RefSeq and is a predicted model, not a curated record. The coding region runs from base 244 to 894 and encodes 216 amino acids. Gene Ontology annotation, molecular function: protein kinase activator activity. Gene Ontology annotation, cellular component: cytoplasm; nucleus. Gene Ontology annotation, biological process: hippo signaling; positive regulation of protein phosphorylation. Lineage: Eukaryota; Metazoa; Chordata; Mammalia; Pholidota; Manidae. The transcript has 6 exons.